UCGAGUUUAUACAGGAGCACCCUACCACAAGGAGAUGUUGUCCCUGUACCUCCAUCUCAAAGGCUCCCUCCCUCCCUCACCCACACUCUCUCCAAUUUCCAUCACCAUAACCAUCCAACAUUAGCCCUUAGCUAACCUGCCUCCCCUCCACUCCCCCAUUCAUUCUUCUUAUUCCAGCGAGAGAGAGAAACAGUGUGAGUGUGUGUGUGUGUGAGAGAGAGAGAGAGAGAGAGAGAUGGGGCAAGAGAACCUCUCAGCUCAGAAGAGAACAAACAGCGCCGGCUUGCCAACCACCACCACAACAACCACCAGAGCCCGCGGCGGCGCAUUAUCGUCCCUGCCACGUGGCCGGCAGAUCCACAAGACAUUCAACAACAUAAAGAUCACCAUCCUCUGCGGCUUCGUCACCAUCCUCGUCCUCCGCGGCACCAUCGGCGUCAACCUCGGAACCUCCGAGGCUGACGCAGUCAACCAGAACAUCGUCGAGGAAACGAAUCGGAUCCUCGCCGAGAUCCGAUCCGACGCCGACCCCUCCGAUCCGGACGAGACAUUCCUGAACCCUAAUGCCACCUACACCCUCGGCCCCAAGAUCCAAAACUGGGACCAAGAGCGCAAGGCUUGGCUUGAUCAGAACCCUGAAUACCCCAAUUUCAUCAAAGGUAAAGCUCGAAUCUUGCUUCUAACUGGGUCACCUCCCAAACCCUGUGAUAACCCAAUUGGUGAUCAUUACUUGUUGAAGUCCAUUAAGAACAAGAUUGAUUAUUGUAGAUUGCAUGGCAUUGAAAUUGUGUAUAAUUUGGCUCAUUUGGAUAUGGAACUUGCUGGUUAUUGGGCCAAAUUGCCCAUGAUUCGGAGACUCAUGUUGUCUCACCCUGAGGUUGAGUGGAUUUGGUGGAUGGAUAGUGAUGCAUUCUUCACUGACAUGGUGUUUGAGCUUCCCUUGUCUAAGUAUGAUAACUAUAACCUUGUUCUUCAUGGUUACCCUGAUUUGUUGUUUGAGCAGAAGUCUUGGAUUGCUGUGAAUACUGGAAGCUUUCUGUUUAGGAAUUGCCAGUGGUCAUUGGAUUUGCUUGAUGAUUGGGCUCCCAUGGGCCCUAAGGGUCCGAUUCGCGAGGAGGCCGGCAAGGUUUUGACGGCGAAUCUCAAGGGACGACCGGCUUUUGAGGCGGAUGAUCAAUCUGCAUUGAUAUAUUUGUUGUUGUCCAAGAAGGAACAAUGGAUGAAUAAGGUGUUUCUUGAGAAUUCUUACUAUUUGCACGGUUAUUGGGCUGGGUUGGUUGAUCGGUACGAAGAGAUGAUGGAGAAGUUUCAUCCGGGUUUGGGAGAUGAGAGGUGGCCGUUUGUUACACAUUUUGUGGGCUGUAAGCCAUGUGGGAGCUAUGGUGAUUACCCUGUGGAGAGGUGCCUCGGUAGCAUGGAGAGGGCUUUCAAUUUUGCAGAUAAUCAGGUGCUCAAGCUUUAUGGGUUUAGGCACCGUGGCUUGUUAAGCCCUAAAAUCAAAAGGAUCAGAAAUGAGACAGUUAAUCCUUUAGAGUUUGUAGACCAGUUUGAUAUACGAAGGCAACCUUCAGGGAGCAGUGAAACAAAAAGCUAGUGACUGGUGAGAAAAAAAAAAACAAGAAACAUGGUUAAUUGCGAUGUCAUAGGAAAAUGAUUAGGAGUGGAAUUUGAUUUGGAGACAGUUCACGUGUAACUUCCGUUUGUUCUGUUCUUGUGUUAGUAAAGUCUUUGAGAACGUUAUAGGAUAAAAUUCUUUCAUAAGUUAUCUUCUGUAUGUCAUGUUUGAGUAAAUCAGUAAACAAAAUCUUAUUUACUGAUCUGCUGUAUACUGAGCACCCGUUGUAUUUUCUCUUCUUGGGAGUGAAUUCAUCAACCUAAUAUACUUCCAUCAUGUCCCAUUGAAUUAAUGAAAUUGAUGUAACAUGAGCGGCUGCCAGUUCAUUUUCUGUUUCUGUUUCUAUGUUUACUAGCACAGUUAAAUGUUUAUUAUGUUCCCAUCCGAAGGCAAAGGAAAUAAAGAUAUGAUUUGCAGCAGAGCUAAUGUGAAAUUGUCAGCUCAAGUGAGUAUUUCAGCAGACCUGUAAUGCACGAGUUUCUCCCUUUCUCUCCAAUUUAUAGGUUUACCAUAGAUU
Messenger RNA from Gastrolobium bilobum, 2132 nucleotides. Its product is annotated as probable xyloglucan 6-xylosyltransferase 5. Gene Ontology annotation, biological process: xyloglucan biosynthetic process. Lineage: Eukaryota; Viridiplantae; Streptophyta; Magnoliopsida; Fabales; Fabaceae. The record is from RefSeq and is a predicted model, not a curated record. Gene Ontology annotation, cellular component: trans-Golgi network; endosome; membrane. The transcript has a single exon. Bases 236 to 1594 code for a protein of 452 amino acids. Gene Ontology annotation, molecular function: hexosyltransferase activity.